Messenger RNA from Zerene cesonia (dogface butterfly), 541 nucleotides. RefSeq lists its product as uncharacterized. The record is from RefSeq and is a predicted model, not a curated record. Lineage: Eukaryota; Metazoa; Arthropoda; Insecta; Lepidoptera; Pieridae. Bases 1 to 333 code for a protein of 110 amino acids. The transcript has 3 exons.
AUGGGCUCAGGAGAGGCUCUCGUGCGUUAUAUUCUAUUGGCUUUUUUGCUAACAUAUACCUCAGGGUAUUUUAUUCCAUCUUCUGAUUCUGGUUUUAGUGCAGUCAAAAAAGCUCCAAGAUGGAAUGUGCCAUGGAUGGGCAUCGGUAUGUGGUGCAACGGAUGUCCUCCGAGAGGGUGCGAAGAUGACGAGGCGGUGAUACACGGCUUCUGCUGCGGCUGUGCUCACGUAUUAGAUCAGUUACCAAUUUUGUGCCCCGAUUUUUUACAAUGUCCACUCAACCUGCACGGAUUAUGCCAUGACUAUGAAUAUAUGAUGAGAUGUUGCUGUUAGCACUGAGAAGAGGAUUGUAAAUAAAACAUCUUUUAUAUUAUAGCAUACUGUUUUAAUUUCUAAGAAACCCUUAAUACAGAAUUACAGUGGGUUAGCGGAUCGAUUUAAGUAAACUUAAUUCUUCACAUAAUAGUACAAAAAUAAGUAAGUUAUAUACGAUCAAAUAAUAAAAUAAUUUACUCAUUACGACAUUUCAAAUAUCGCACAU